Molecule: messenger RNA, 516 nt
Organism: Microsporum canis CBS 113480
Lineage: Eukaryota; Fungi; Ascomycota; Eurotiomycetes; Onygenales; Arthrodermataceae
Exons: 4
Coding region: 1-516 (171 amino acids)
Source: RefSeq, a predicted model, not a curated record
AUGCUUCAAACAUCAACAAGUAAUAAACAAAUACAAAACAUCAAGAUGCAACAGGCAAAAGCAAAGACACAGGAAUACCAUCAUUGUCCGUGGACUCAAGUGUAUCAAGAACAUGUCAUCGUCGCAUGGGGAAGGGAAAGGGUUUGUUGUCUAGGCUCAGCAGAGUGUGUGACACGCCAGUUCUUUGAAGCCGAAGCCACAAGAAAAAGCAUAUGUCAUGCAUCUCUUUCAAUCAUCAUAGCCAAGUAUACCGAUAUAUAUCGGUAUAUGCCAGUGGGCAAGGGGAAGAGAAAACACCCUAAGCAACGCAAGGAAGCUGGGAAACAAUCUCUUGUCUGGCUAAAAGAUGGUGGCAAAGCAAGAGGGACUCCAAGAGGAGGAAGGGAGAGGGUGAAGCCUGGGAAAAUUGGUGAUGGCAAGGGAAUAUCAACCAAGCUGAUGUGGCCGCUAUCAAGAGCGAGCAUGAGAGAGAGAGAAAAGGAGAAAAGGAAGAAGAAGAAGAGAAGAAGAGGGUGA